Molecule: messenger RNA, 3107 nt
Organism: Lontra canadensis (Northern American river otter)
Lineage: Eukaryota; Metazoa; Chordata; Mammalia; Carnivora; Mustelidae
Gene: ATCAY
Product: ATCAY kinesin light chain interacting caytaxin
Exons: 14
Coding region: 696-1811 (371 amino acids)
Biological process (GO): apoptotic process
Cellular component (GO): cytoplasm
Source: RefSeq, a predicted model, not a curated record
CUGCGAAGUGCUCUCCUACAUCAUCUCAUGACACGCCCAAACGCCAGUACCAUGAUGUUUCCGUUUCAGAGAUGGGGAAACUGAGGCCCGGCAGGGAAUGAGGCCAUCGCAGUCGUUUAUUUAUUUGUUUGUUUGUUCCUUGUUUUGUUUUUAAAUCUGUGAUGCGCCAUCGGGAAAUCAUUUCCGCUUCUGCCCCUGGUGAGGCUCUUGGAAAUACUCCCCUUUCAGCCAAUGGGGAGCAACGGAUUCUGGCAGGGGCUGUGCUUUUCGGUCGGCCCUGCCCCCACUCACCCACCCUGCACACAAAAGCAGCAUAAUUAACUGUCUCAAGGCAGCCGAGCCUCCGCCAGCUGCGAGCUGGCGAGGAGAAAACACCUCGGAGGCACGGUCCGCGGCGGUGGCAGGGGCCUCGAGCGCGGCCGGCCGAGGGGCCGCCGCCCGCUCGCUGCAGCCGUCCCCCACCUCCGGAUGAAAGCGCCCAUCUGCGCCGCCACGUUGCUCGGGUGACCUUCCCCGGGUUCGGAGUCCGCCCCUGCGCGCGUCCUCCUCGGAUGCUCUGAAGGCCGGGGGACCGCGCUCCGAAGGCGAGGGGUGUCCGGCUGCCUCCGCGCGGGGCUCGCCUUUGUUUGCGCGUAACCGGCGGAGGCCUCCGAGGGUUCAUCUCUGCUUCACGUCAGCGCCUCUCCUCGGUUCUCAUGGGGACCACUGAAGCCACGCUCCGGAUGGAAAACGUGGAUGUGAAGGAAGAAUGGCAGGACGAAGGUCUUCCCAGGCCACUCCCAGAAGAGACAGGGAUGGACCCUCUUGGCAGCCCCACGGAAGACACGUCCUCCCCUCCCAACACCUUGAACUUCAACGGAGCUCAUCGGAAGCGGAAGACGCUGGUCGCCCCGGAGAUCAACAUCUCCCUGGACCAGAGCGAGGGCUCCCUGCUGUCCGACGACUUCCUGGACACCCCUGACGACCUGGACAUCAACGUGGACGACAUCGAGACCCCCGACGAGACUGACUCGCUGGAGUUUCUGGGGAACGGCAACGAGCUAGAGUGGGAAGAUGACACCCCCGUGGCUGCCGCCAAGAACAUGCCUGGGGACAGCGCAGACCUGUUUGGGGACGGUGCAGCGGAGGACGGCAGUGCCGCCAAUGGGCGCCUGUGGAGGACAGUGAUCAUCGGAGAACAGGAGCACCGAAUCGACCUGCACAUGAUCCGGCCCUACAUGAGGGUAGUGACCCACGGAGGGUACUACGGCGAAGGUCUCAACGCCAUCAUCGUGUUUGCCGCCUGUUUCCUCCCGGACAGCAGCUCCCCCGACUACCACUACAUCAUGGAGAACCUCUUCCUGUACGUCAUCAGCAGCCUGGAGCUGCUGGUGGCGGAGGAUUACAUGAUCGUCUACCUGAACGGCGCCACGCCCCGCCGCAGGAUGCCGGGCAUCGGCUGGCUGAAGAAGUGUUACCAGAUGAUCGACAGGAGAUUGCGGAAAAACCUGAAGUCGCUCAUCAUCGUGCACCCGUCCUGGUUCAUCCGCACGGUGCUGGCCAUCUCCCGCCCCUUCAUCAGUGUCAAAUUCAUCAACAAGAUCCAGUACGUGCACAGCCUAGAAGAUCUAGAACAGCUCAUCCCCAUGGAACACGUGCAAAUCCCGGAGUGCGUGCUACAGUACGAGGAGGAGAGGCUCAAGGCCAGGAGAGAGAGCGCCAGGCCGCCACCAGAGUUCGUCCUGCCCAGGUCCGAGGAGAAGCCAGAGGCAGCUUCGGCAGAGGACAGGUCUGCUCCGGGCACAGAAGACCAGGAGACAAGCCUGUCCUGAGGUGACAAGAACACAGAAAAGGACAAGAAAGAAGAUUCCAGAUGCCAAGAAACCUCUGUCAGACGCCCUCCGGCCCUGGACCUCAUCCCCGCCUCGUCCUACAUCCCCGUCUUGGGAGGAUGUCCGUCUCCUCCGCCCAUCUCUGAAACCCAGCAUCCUUUUUAGCUGCUUGAAAUUUUUUUUUUUUUAAACAACGCAGUAUUCGUGUGUUCCAGAAAAGGACCUGGCUCUCAGCCCUCCGCCCUUCCACGCCCGUGAGCUCACAGCCAAGGGCAAGCAGCUCAGGGCGUGGCCUGGGUGUCCUGGACGGCUUCAGAGCCCCCUCCCACUGCACACAGUCCCGACUCGAGACCCCUCUCUUGCUUGUCAGAGGGCCCACGUUGGAGCCACCGACGCCCACCAGCUCCCUGGUCGGAUCUGGACUCGUUCUUGUGCCUUUUCUCCUAGAACAGCCCCUGCCACUCUGGGCAUCAGGCUUGGAAGCUCCGCCCCCAGCAGUGCCAUGCCCCGGGGACCUCCCGUCGUUCCACCUCAUGGGUUUUCAUCUGACCGGCUCCCCCCGUCCGUCUCGUACAGCACUCCCCUUCUUUGGGAACAUCGGCACCUGCAGCAGCAAUGAGCUGCCAGUAAUUACUGUCCCUCCCUUUCUAGAACAUUCUCAAGCCCGUCUAACAUGGAUGCCACACCCCAGGGCAGUCCUGGUCAAUACCUCCUACUGAGGGAGUGGUGUCCCCACUUGCCUGAUCCCCCCCAGUGCAAGGUUGGGAUGCACCCCUCAGGCUCCCGCCAAGGGCAGUGGGCUCUGAACUGCAGGAAGGAAGAUACAGGGUAUUACAAGUUUGGGUAGUUGGAAGUGCACUUGGGAAAGGAAGUCCCUGUGGCCUGGAAGCUGUGGGGACCCGCGUCAAAGGAGGACAAUUCACCUUGGACAAAAGACAGACUUUUCUGACGCAGCCCAAACAGUGGUCAGGCGGCUGCUAGAGGUAGUGAGUUCCCCAUCCGUGGAGGCAUUUAAAAGGAGGCUGGGAAGUGCUUGCAAAUUGUGGUCCUGUGCAGUCCCCUCCGAUCUUUGAGUCUCUAUUUCUAUAAAUCUCAGCGAUAGUCGACGGGGCACCUUCUCCGGGCCCCUCCUGGCUCUGUAGCCAGCUUCUCAGCGGCCAAGAUUGUGCUGAGUGUGAGGUUCUCGGCCUCAGUGGCCAAGUCAAAUGCUUCUCCACCUGGGACGCUGGUGUUUGGGGGUUAUUCCAAGGGCAGGAGGGAGCCAGUGGUGUUUGGUGCUGAGGGAAAGGAAUGCCC